GCAAUCCAGCGGUAAACAUGUCCAUUUCAAAUCGAUUCUUGAGUGGCAGUGCAGCAGUGCUGAUGAUCAGCUUGGCACUGGCCAGGUUCAGUGCGGUUGAGGGACAAGCUGGAACAGUACACUGGAAUAAUGGCAACUCGGCUGGCGUGGGCGCCUGGUCCAAUGCCCAAUCGGGUGGAAUGCAUCCGCCAGGCAGCUUGGGAGCCCAGGAUCCACAGUACAGCUAUGGAUAUGCAGGGAUUGAUUCACGAGGAACCUACGGUGGAGCUGGUGGCAAUGGUGCCUACUAUGUAGGUGGCACAGAUGAGCAUGGACGUCCCUUUUCGUAUGGCAACCAGGCUGGUGGAUAUAUGGGCGGAAUCCGGCCGGAGUCCAAUUAUCCGGGCGCUUAUGGAUACCGCAAUGGAGGAGCAACAAUGACGUCGACGACGGGUGUGAUGAUGACCUUGGCCAUGGCCCUUGGCCUCACCUUGAUGGUCAGGAGACUUUGAUGCGGUUUGCAGCGCGGGAAGUUUUUUUUUUACCUAGUUUCUAAGCUUA
This is a messenger RNA of Drosophila serrata, 540 nucleotides long. RefSeq lists its product as uncharacterized. The record is from RefSeq and is a predicted model, not a curated record. NCBI's taxonomy places the organism in Eukaryota, Metazoa, Arthropoda, Insecta, Diptera, Drosophilidae.